Messenger RNA from Lindgomyces ingoldianus, 719 nucleotides. Its product is annotated as 50S ribosomal protein L17. Gene Ontology annotation, molecular function: structural constituent of ribosome. The record is from RefSeq and is a predicted model, not a curated record. The transcript is spliced from 2 exons. NCBI's taxonomy places the organism in Eukaryota, Fungi, Ascomycota, Dothideomycetes, Pleosporales, Lindgomycetaceae. Gene Ontology annotation, biological process: translation. Bases 59 to 655 code for a protein of 198 amino acids. Gene Ontology annotation, cellular component: ribosome; mitochondrial large ribosomal subunit.
UCUCGAGUCCCUGCCUCUUUCCUUUCCUUCCCUUUUCAAUUGGUCACCAUCUAUCACCAUGGCGGGCGGACAUAUGAAAUAUCGGCAUUUAAGCCGCUCCUCGUCGCAUCGACAGGCCCUUCUGCGUAAUCUCGUCACGUCCCUCUUCAAGCACGAAACGAUAACAACAACAUGGCACAAGGCAAAGGAGACCCAGAGGCUAGCAGAGAAACUAGUUACGCUGGGGAAAAGGAACACGGAAGCGUCGAGGCGCCGGGCACAUCAAAUAUUCUUCACACCUGAAAAGAUGGUCCCUAAACUUUUUGGCCCAAUAAGAGAUCGAUAUCUCAAACGACCGGGUGGGUACACUCGUGUCCUUCGAGUCGAACCGAUAAAAGAAGACCAGGCGGAAUCCGCAAUCCUGGAGCUCGUAGACAGUCGCCGGGAUAUGAGAUUCGCAAUGACAGCGAAGACUCUUGCUCGACUAGGAAAGGAUGAAGAGAUUAAUGAGGUCACAGCAAGAAACGUAAAGAAAGUGACGCAGUUUAGGAAAAACGGAGUGGCGCAGCUGCGAGGAAUGGUAGAGAGAAUGAAGAACGUGCAGGACAAUCAUCUUCCAGAUAAGAGGAGGGUAUAUCCAGAAGACAAAUGGCGGAGGGACAUGCACUUAAAGUAGAAGUGCCGCAAAGUAGAAUUGUAUUAUAUGGAGCUGCCUGAUGCAAGCAUUGUAACACACGGAG